GAUUUGCAGCCGGCGUGUGAAAGGUGAAACCCAGCCUCGACGCUCCCUUUUCAAGGCGGUCCCGGCCACCCGUCUCAGGGUAAACAGACGGAGGAGGGCAGGGUCCAAGGUCCCUUCCUUCCAAGGCGAGAAGGGAGGCCUGCUUCCGAGCCGGGCGGGUCACGGGGCUGCGUUUUCUCCCCACUGGGUCCCGCCUCUCCCCCGGGGAAAGCAGGCCCGACUGCGGCCAUGCAGCGCCCGGGACGUCCCGCUCCGAGAACCCUCCCCAGCCGUUGUCGCCGUCGAGUAGAAGCCCCGCUUUCCUCGCUCCCUCCAGGACGGAGGAGGAGGAGGAGGCGGCGGCGAGGGAGGCUCCCCGCAAGAAGGGGCGGCAGUGGUCCGUCCCGGGGCGGGGAAGGGGCGUUUGCAAGCUCGGAGGAAGGGCUGCUUCGGGGAGGGGAGGGGGAGAAUUAGGGGAGGAGAAUCCCGACGAAGUUUCCUACUUUGCGCUUCUUUAGCGGGCAGCGGCGCUACGCGGCGCUUCACUCCUCCCGCGAGGCGAGGUGAGGUCCUGCAACUGCCCCGGAGGAGCCAAAGCGGGGCGUCCCCCGCCCGGAGGGGCCUCCUCCUCCGGCCCUCCCGAGGCCCUUUCCCCUGCCGUCCGACGGGACCAUGGCUAGCUGCGGUCCUGGCUGCAGGCAUCCCCAGCCUCCCCCGUUUCGCUUCUGGGACCUGUUCUUUGCCCUGCUGGGCACCCUCGCCUUCCUGGUGGACUUGGGGAUCGACGUCUGGGUGGCGGCCGGCUACCUCCAAGCCGGCCACUUCCAGUGGGGCGGGCUGGUGCUGGGGCUGCUCCUCCUCUCCUCCCUGAUGACCCAGUUCUUCAGCUGGGCUUGGUUCCGGAAUGACCCCGAUAAGGAAGGCCUCCCGCAGCCAUCCACCCGGACUUCGAGGCUGCUCCAUGUCCUGCAGCUGGGCUACCUGUACAGGUGUUUCUGUGUCCUGAAGGUUGGUUUUCAGGUAUGCAACAAGGAAAAUGCAACAGAAAAAGAUCAGGCCUCUGCCAUUUUCCUGUCACACGAUGUCAGUCUCUUGCGCGUCUUUGAGACCUUUCUGGAAAGCGCACCUCAGCUCAUCCUGGUGAUCUACAUCAUCCUACGCACCAACCAAGCUGAGAUAUUUCAAGUAUUUGGGAUUUGCAUAUCUUUUGUGUGUAUCAGCUGGUCCCUCUUGGAUUACCACCAGACCCUGCGCAGCUUCCUGCGGGACAAACACAAGUUGGUCUUCCCGUCUUCGGUCCUCUACUUCCUGUGGAACUUCCUGUUGAUGUGUCCUCGAGUUCUCUCAUUGGCGCUCUUUGCAGUAGUCUUCUCAUACUACAUUUUCCUCCAUUUUCUAGUCAUCUGGUUGGUCAUGCUUCUCUGGGUCUCCUUGCAAGAGACAGACUUAAUGGAACAUGCCAACUUUGAGUGGUUUUAUCGAGCUACAGUAGCCGUUAUCCUCUAUUUCUGCUGGUUCAAUGUAGCCGAGGGGAAAACCCGCCACCGCUCAGCUAUUUACCACACUUUCCUAAUUCUGGAUAGUGGCAUCCUGAUUGUCUCUUGGUGGUGGUACAGAAUUCCCUCGAGCUGGGAUUCCCAACUUUGCCCUGUACUCCUGGCUGCCCUGGUCUGUAAUCCCCUUGGCAUUUUCUUGAAAUGCGUCUACUACAAGUGGUUUCAUCCAUCUGUGACAGCUGCACGCAUUACAGAAUUCGAUGAAGUAGACAGCAAUGAGCUUGGGAAUGAAGAUGCUGUUAUGUUCCGGCAAAUGGUUAUAGAAACCCCCGUCAUCAACCGUCGGACAUAUAGACUCUCUCAGAACUUCUUUGCUGGCUCUUUGGCAGAGGAGACUCGGAACCAACAGAAUGGGACUGUCAGUGAUAUGUAUCUGAGACAUGUUGUUUAGGGCAGCCAAGGUAAGACUAUAGUUGAAUUAGAUUCAGAAAACAUUUGUACCAGUUUGCCUGCUGAAUUCAUGUCUUGUGUUUCUUCCAGGAUUAGCCGCAUAAGCUAAACCAAAUAAGCUAGGAAGGAAAUGUUGUUAUUAGUUAAGGAUGAGCUUUUGCAGCUGUCUUCUUGAAGAGAAUCUUUAGCAGGGGGUGGAAGAUAUGAAGCAACAUCACCAGCAGAUAUGUCCAAAUAGGGCCCAAGUUGAAGAAUGCUAGUUAGAAAUGUAGUUAGCAAAUUCAGAGGUUCCUAGGUACAUCACAGAUGUCUCUAAUUCUGGAUUCUAUGACUUGCACCUUGUUGUGGAUUGCAAUACUUCUCAGAUCUGGUGCACUUUUCAAACUUUAUACCUUUAAUCUUAAAUUCAGGCCUUCACUUCACUGUUCUUGACUGCCCACCUGCCUGUGUUCUGAUAUAAGGCGAGAAAAAAAUUAGUUGAAAUAGCCCUUGGUCACAUGCUUCCCCUUUUCUUUGAUGUGACCAUCGAAAGGGUUCCAAAGUGUCACUUCUACUUUUAACUAGUUCUUGUCAUAGUAUCUGAACUAUGACAUCAAGGUUUCCAGUUUAUCUGGAAAACCACAUAAUCCUUAAAGCAUAAACUAUAAACUGACUUUAACAUAUCACUUCGAAGAUGAACUAGUUUAGAAUUUGGUGCUAUAGUUCAUGGUGCUGAGACUUUUCCCGAUCUCAUUGAGAUGAGGAAGUUCACAAACCUGGUAGUUCACUGUAAUUAUCUAUGGUUUGAUAUGGGGACUGAUGGAAAUAGAAUUCCAAAAUACCUGGAAGACAUUAUACUGUGCUUUAAGGCAACAUCUGAAUUACCUGGAGUAGCUUCAGCCCUUCCCCUCAGUUCUGAUUGAUAUUUUGGCCAUCUGUGCCCAAAUAGUUUAUAUUUCAAAAGUUUUGAGAGGACAGUCUUUAUUCCAAUUUCCACGUUAUCUUGAAGGGAAGCUUAGAAAACAUGCCUCUAACACUUCUUUGGCUCUCUUCCUAUGCCAUAAUUUUAAAAAGUCAGUGUUAAUUUAAAUCUUCACAAUGAUUCAGAUUGACUGGAAUCAGCAAAAAUAUGUAUGGCAGUGAUGUGCAUAUUCAAUUUAUUCAAGCCUCCAAUAUAGAAGAUGCAAGUUGGGAAUGGAAGGAAUAGCAGAGCUGUAGGAAAGGAUUUAGUAUACAUACUUAAACAUUUAAACAAAAUUCAAACCCUCUCGUUUUUCACUUCAGAAAGUGGAUACACUCGUCUUAAUUUCUCUCCCUCCUUCCACUAAACUGUCUCCCAGUUUAUUUUUUUAUAUAUAGUAAUGCCAAAUCCAGUGCAACUGUUAAUUUAUUGCCACUUCUGAAAUGUUUAGACUGAAUAAAGUAUUUCAGUUCCUGUUCA
This is a messenger RNA of Thamnophis elegans (Western terrestrial garter snake), 3345 nucleotides long. It is a transcript of the gene XKR8, whose product is annotated as XK related 8. Gene Ontology annotation, cellular component: plasma membrane. The transcript is spliced from 3 exons. Bases 652 to 1926 code for a protein of 424 amino acids. The record is from RefSeq and is a predicted model, not a curated record. Gene Ontology annotation, biological process: apoptotic process involved in development; engulfment of apoptotic cell; phosphatidylserine exposure on apoptotic cell surface. Lineage: Eukaryota; Metazoa; Chordata; Lepidosauria; Squamata; Natricidae.